UUGAUAGCCCUAACGGCGGUACAACAGAAAAUUUUCAAUUUUACAAUAAAGCUGGACUCCACUUGCUACAGUUCAAGUUUAAUCUACGAAACUUACGCUUUCGUUUUUUUUUUCUUUUUCAACACAAGGGAGGAAAAAGACGAAGAUCAAGCUAGGCAAUCUUGAAUUCGGAAUUUCCCCCAUCUAAAGAUGCUUCCCCUCUCUUUGCUCAAGACUGCACAGGGGCAUCCCAUGUUGGUGGAACUAAAAAAUGGAGAGACUUAUAAUGGUCAUUUGGUGAAUUGUGAUACUUGGAUGAAUAUCCAUCUUCGUGAAGUUAUCUGUACGUCAAAGGAUGGAGAUAGAUUUUGGAGAAUGCCUGAAUGUUAUAUUCGUGGCAAUACCAUAAAGUAUCUUAGAGUUCCUGAUGAGGUUAUUGAUAAAGUUCAAGAAGAAACAAAAAGCCGUGGAGAUAGAAAACCACCUGGUGUAGGUGGACGAGGUAGGGGAAGAGGAGGUAGGGAUGAAGGUGCUGCUGGAAGACAGGGGAAAGGCAUUGGGCGUGGAAUGGAAGAUGCGGGAGCCAAAGGCCGAGGCAAAGGAGGACCUGGUGCCAAGUCUGGUGGAAAAGGUGGUGGCCGUGGACGUGGCUGAUCACCGUCAUUUAGAGAAAAAGAAGCCAGAUGACAAGCUAGAUUAUAUUGUAUCUAAUUUUGUUUGUACUUUCAAAUUAUAAAGCAACUUAACGGAGAAAAGGCCUGCUUCCAGUUAUUAUUAAUUUAAGAUGGAAUGUAUGUAGGCUUGAAAUGCUCACUCUCUUUCCUUGACGAAGACAUAUGUAAGAGUUGGUGUCUUGAAAAUAUUUGACCCUCGUCGGUAUGUGUUUUAAUUUUAAAUGAAAUCUGAGCUAGCUUUCUUUUCCCAAUG
Molecule: messenger RNA, 906 nt
Organism: Solanum pennellii
Lineage: Eukaryota; Viridiplantae; Streptophyta; Magnoliopsida; Solanales; Solanaceae
Product: probable U6 snRNA-associated Sm-like protein LSm4
Exons: 8
Coding region: 190-633 (147 amino acids)
Biological process (GO): nuclear-transcribed mRNA catabolic process; P-body assembly; spliceosomal snRNP assembly
Cellular component (GO): P-body; U6 snRNP; spliceosomal tri-snRNP complex
Molecular function (GO): U6 snRNA binding
Source: RefSeq, a predicted model, not a curated record